GCACCUGUGACUUCUCAUUGGAUGCUCCCUUGGCUCUCGUUUUCGAAUGUUGCCCGCAUUGGCAAACCAGGAGGAUGGAAAAGAGGUCUGAAAACUAAAAGACACUCACGCGUCCUGAGCACGCUCGAUCCGCGACACAUCCUCCCCUCUGACCUCGUGGACCUCUCUGGCCGGAUCAAAGCGCGAAUCACACUCUCCGACCGCCCUCAGCAUGAGCAAUCUACCUCACCUGCUGUCUUACUGUAUGGGCCGGUCUCUAGCCCACCUUACCGUGCCCUACCCUUCCCACCCAAUACACGCGGCUUCCUUUACUGGGACCGCCGACUCGACAUCUCCCGCUCAGGCCUCGCCGGAGCGCUCAAGUUCCGUCUCAUUAACGGCAACGAGCCAUCGGACCCGGCGCAUGCGUUCGCGUUCGGCCACGACUUGCUGCUUCCCGGUGCGGACAGGCGCGUGUGGGCGCGCGUCCUGCCGGCAAUAGCGACGCGGGUGCAGUACGGGGAAAUUGCGGAAUACCUGCUGCGAAGCGACGUUGUGUCAUCUGACGACCUGCAGCUGUGUCGCCAGGCGUUCCCGCCGCGCACCGCGCUCUCGACUAGGCUGAGGCUGCUGUACCGCCUCGGGCAGAGCUUUCUGUUGGAUAUACACUCGCCCAAGCUACACCUGCGGGCUGUUAGUCCGCGUCAGAGGGUUGUCUUCCCGGCUGCGCAGAUCAAUUUGUAUCAAGGGUUUGGGAAGAUGGAUUGGCCCGCGUGCUUCGUGCGUGCCCAUUUUGAGCGGGUGCAAGGCGAUUCCUCAUCUUCUUCACAAUUGCUGAUGGGACUUCGGAUUGAUUCGGUGUUGACGCCGUACAAUGUCGCUGCACAUCCGGGAGUUCUCUUCGCUCCGCCUGUAGCUGGCGAGUUGUUGCAAGUCCGGGACGGCGGGACGCUUAGGCCCUGGGUUGUUUACACUGAGCGUUAUCGGGGGGGAUUUGAGGCACUGCUGCAAGAGGAGAAUGCACAUUGGCUUGCUGACAACGUUCGGUAGCGUUCCGUUCCAUUUGGGAAUGUCAUUGAUUGAGAGAAGCCGAGAGCCAUCGGGCCACGUCCUCCAAGGCCUCGGUCACUCGUUGCAUGACUGACAUCCGGCAUUCAAAGAGACGCAAAUACGCGCGUGCACGGACAACAAUUGAAGUCAGAUGGUUCAGAUGUAGAAUCCGGCUCUGCUCCGUGCUUCUCACGCGCGGUGUUCCAACUCUCGAAUAGGGAAUAUUGAACGACGCAAACUCGCUCAAGUCUCGUUACGCGUUGCCCGCAUGGCACAGUAUCAGACAUGAAUUCAGCGUGGCAACGUCAUCGUGAUUAACUGGAGACGGGCCUGUGGCUGCCUCAUUCCGGCAGAAGGCUCUUGCUGGGGGAUAUAUAAGCCGACGAGGACGAAGCUCCAUUCAUUCUCCAACGCUUCUCUGAGUUUCGAUGGCAAACACAACCCAAUCGUAUGUCGUGACUGGUGCGAACCAAGGUCUGGGAUAUCACACCGUGCACCAAAUUGCGCAGAAACCACACACACUGGUAUUCCUCGGCGCACGGAGGAUAUCCGCUGCGCAAGAGGCCAUCGCUAGCUUUGCAUCCGAUAUCCAUCCCACUUCGGCUGUCAUCCCCGUCUAUAUGGACCUCACCAACGACAAGACUGUGACAGAUGCGGGUGUAUUCGUUGCAGCAGCUUUGAAGGAGCGUGGUCUGUCGGGCUUGGAUGCGCUCGUCAACAAUGCGGGAAUUGCUUCCGGCACAGACCUGCUCAUCCUCACAACGAACAUCGCCGGCACGAUAGCGGUGAAGAACACGUUCCGACCGAUGCUCAAGCGAGGCAGCAGGAUCGUCAACGUGUCUUCCAUGCUUGGCUCGCAGGCACUGAAUGAAGCACGCCCCCGCAUCCCUGUCUCGAUCUACAAGACCUACGCUGCGAGCAAGGCCGCGCUCAACAACCUCACACUCCAGUGGGCGUUCGAGGAGGAGGAGUCCCAGUCGGGCAUUCGCGUCAUGGCGCUCUGUCCAGGCCUCACCGCAACAGCCGCAAAUGCGUAUAUCGAGCACGGGUCUCCGCCAUCUGAGAGCUGCAAGAUUAUUGUCGACUCGGCUGUGGGCACACCUGAAAAUGGAGUCUUCUUGGAUGUUAACGGUGCAGUCAUACCAUGGUAGUCUGAGAUGCGAUUCGGUUAUCUUUGAAUGCUAAUUCUCUGCUACGAAAACACGACAGUCCAUACUGCAGGUCAUGUGUAAUCCUUGCUUGGGAUCGACGAGUCAUUAUAAUGGUAUAUGUUGUGAAAAUGCG
Molecule: messenger RNA, 2313 nt
Organism: Mycena citricolor
Lineage: Eukaryota; Fungi; Basidiomycota; Agaricomycetes; Agaricales; Mycenaceae
Source: the annotation of a GenBank genome assembly